AUGUUGUCUGAUCCUGUUACCUGUAAUCAAUGCCCAAAAACUUUCAACACCGUGAAGCUACUUCAACAACAUCAGCAAAUGUUUCACACGGAUAAGUCAUUCGUCUGCGAAAUAUGUGGCAAGGCUUUCCGUUUCCGUUCCAAUCUAGCUGAGCAUCGUUCCGUACACACAGCUUUAAAGCCUUAUGUAUGCAAGUUCUGUGGGAAGAGCAGCCGCUUAAAGGGAAACUUAACUAAGCAUAUUUUAAAACAUCAUAAAAAGGAGCAAAGUGACCAGAUUGGUAAAGAUGAUAUUAUAGUAAAAAAGGAGCCGCUCGAGUUUGAGAAACCAGUCAUUAAUCUCCAGGAUAUUCCUAGCCUAUUACCCAAAGAAGAAGCUACAGAUCAAGAAAGAUCGAUUUUAUUCUCUCUUGGUCUCGAUUACAACAGCUCACUGGACCUUCGAGAUAGCCCGGAAGCAAGCGCAAGCCCCGAAAACGAAUCACCGAGUACAUAUAAAAACGAUUAUGGAGAAAGCGAACAAUCUUAUGGAAGCCCAAUGUUGAAAGUAAGUGGCGAAACUUCUUUAGCUGCUUUAAUCGCUUCGGUCAAUUCACCUCCAUCGGCCUCAUCAGCUUCGAGUUUAACAGGAGCAAACGUAUCGACAGGAUCCACAAAUAGUGUUGCUGCAAACCUAAACAGUGUUAACCGAUUGAACCGGAUCGCCAACAAUUUGACUCCAUCAAAAUCAAAAUGUGAAAUAUGUGGAAAACAUUUCCGAAAACGUGAACAAAUGACGAUGCACAUGACGAUAAACCAUGGACAUCCUCCACCAGAAUCGACCACCUCUUCUGAUGGAGGAAAAACCAGUGAAACGGAGCAGAAUGAAGAGCCUAGCUGGUCUCAAUCAGACUUGUCGACCAUUCGAAACACUCUGAGCGAAAUCAAAACUUUAAACUCUACAUCAACAAAAAUUGAACAGCUAGUGGUUGCAAUAGAUGGUCGAGUUGGGCGUUUAGAGAAACAAGUUGAAAUGGCACUGAACUCCAUAUACACUCUUGUUCAACUGCAAACGGGUAUGAAUAGUAGUGUUACCAGGUUCCGAGAGGAAGCUUGCGACCAGUUAAAAAGCUUACGGAGUCUGCUUCAAGAUGCAGCAGAAGCCUCAAAGUCAUGA
Messenger RNA from Auanema sp. JU1783, 1155 nucleotides. Lineage: Eukaryota; Metazoa; Nematoda; Chromadorea; Rhabditida; Rhabditidae. The record is from the annotation of a GenBank genome assembly.